This is a messenger RNA of Oikopleura dioica, 351 nucleotides long. NCBI's taxonomy places the organism in Eukaryota, Metazoa, Chordata, Appendicularia, Copelata, Oikopleuridae. The record is from the annotation of a GenBank genome assembly.
AUGAAUAUCUCGUCUUUAUUUCUUAUCUUUCACGCGACGGUCACAGCUCAAGAAGCCGAAAUCACCACAAAAGCAAGCCCAGUUGACUUGUCUAACUCGACAGAGGCAGAAGUUGAGCCAGAGGUCGAAAACAUGGCAAACCCAGCAACAGAAAGUCCAGAUUUAUCUCCUAAAAAUGGAACGACUACAGAUACGCCUCUUGUUCGUCCAAUUACCAGCGCACCCAUUGAAUCCGGCUUCGACUUCGGCAGCUUCAUCGGUGGCGCCGUUCUAGCGUUUGGCGUCACGGCAACGGUCUAUUUCGGCAUAAAAUUCUACCGCGCGCAUAAUCCCGAUUAUCGUCAUAUUUAA